This is a messenger RNA of Cervus elaphus (red deer), 754 nucleotides long. Its product is annotated as basic proline-rich protein-like. NCBI's taxonomy places the organism in Eukaryota, Metazoa, Chordata, Mammalia, Artiodactyla, Cervidae. The transcript is spliced from 2 exons. Bases 101 to 472 code for a protein of 123 amino acids. The record is from RefSeq and is a predicted model, not a curated record.
AAUUGCUUCCAGUGACCUUGGAUUUCAUGACCUCUCCAAUCAGGAUACAGGGGCCUUUGGCGAGAAAUUCAGACUCGGAUUUUCAAAGCACAGAAGCCCGAUGGCUGCAGCACCUGCACCAGGAAAGGGCAUCCGGCGCGAAGAGCCAGACCCCCGGGGAACCGCAGCGCCGACUCAGCCGUCUCCGAGCGAGAUCGAUCUCCAUCCGUCAGGGCCGUUUCCUUCGCCCGGCCCCGCGGCUCCGGGGCUGCGGCCGCGCGGCCAAUUAGGGACUCGGGGACCCGACGGCGCAGCGCUCCGGCCGGCGCCGCGCCCUCCCCGCCCGGCCGACCGCUCGCCCGCUUCGCUGGGGGCGAGGACAGCCCGCGUCCCCUCGCCAAGCGCGCGCUGCCCACGCAUGGCUUCUGGGAUCUUAGUUCCUGGACCAGGGAUGGGAACCCACCCACUCAGCAGUGAGAGCAGGAAGUCCUAACCAUUGGCCCACCUCGGGGUUUCCAAGAUCUGACACAUUUUUUUUUUAAAUCAUGAGACUUGUGAGCUGGGAGGAAUUGUUGAAAUCAUUCACUUCGAUCCUUUCCUGUUAAGAGUGAGCAAACAACUGGGGCCUGGAGAUAUUAUGACUUGGCCAGAGGCACAGGGAGACUUAAGAGGAACCUAACUUCUAGAUGGUGACUGCAGCCAUGAAAUUAAAAGACGCUUACUCCUUGGAAGAAAAGUUAUGACCAACAUAGAUAGCAUAUUAAAAAGCAAAGAC